CUUCUCAUCCCUCACCACUCUCCCUCUUCUGCCCCUGUAAUUCCCUUUCCCAAUCCCACCCUUGCCACCACUCUUCACUGCCCUUCUCUUCUCUUGGUAUUUACCAGAUCAAUUUACCCGCCAAUUUUCCUUCUUUCCAUUUUUUCAAAUUUCCCCCAAUUCCCACAAACCCUAAUUCUUUACUCCGUCCCAACUCCCACUCGUUCCUUGCCGUGUCGUGUGGUGUCGCGUUCUUGCUUCUUCCUUCGUCUUUAGUGAUACCCACUUCCUGUUUUUCGCUUGUUCAGUUUAUUUUAAGUGGGUGCGGUUUCUGGGCCUAGUUACGUUUCCAUGUGCGUUGUGAAGUUCAGGCAUAUUUUGACACAAAUCGAAAGAGCAGUGUCUUUGACCAUCUGAAUACAAACUCGUAGUUCCUUUUGACAGCUGAUUUUGUGCUGGUGACAUAUCGUGAUUGAUUUCUUCAAUGGCGAACCACGAUUUGAUUCUUGGGCAACGGCACAAUUUAGGUAUGGGGCAGAACCAACAGUUGGUACUAGGUCAUAAUCAUAAUUUGGGUCUGGGCCAGAACCAUGAGAUGGAAAUGGGACAAACCCAUGAGCAUCAUUUGGGUUUAGGACAGCAAAACCAUGAAUUGGGUUUAGGACAUCCUAAUGAUCAUGACUUGGGUUUAGGACAGAACCAAGACCAACAAGAGGAAGAUGGUCAGGACUACGGAAAUGAGAAUGAGUUAGCUAUGGAACGGAAACCUGAUCAUGGUGACCAUGAAUUGGCUCUCACCGAACAAGGUCAUGAGUUAGCUUUAGCUGAGCAUAAUGAAUUGGCUGUUUCAGAAAGUCAAGAUCUUGAUGAGAAUCUAGAAUUAGCAGUGGACCAGCACCAUGAAAUGGCAAUAGAACCUGUCGACGAUUUGAGUCUCCACCAUUCCCAUCUUAUGGUUAGCACUCCUGUCAUACAGGCUCGCACUCUUGCUCAAAAUCCCACUUACGAGCUGGUGGUCGGGCAAGAGUUCCCAGAUGUUAAGAGCUGCCGCAGGGCAUUGAGGGACACAGCUAUUGCCCUUCACUUUGAAAUGCAAACCAUAAAGUCUGACAAGACUCGUUUUACUGCCAAAUGUGCAACUGAGGGAUGCCCAUGGCGCAUACAUGCUGCAAAGCUCCCAGGUGUUCCGACCUUCACAAUCCGGACCAUUCAUGAGAGCCAUACAUGUGGAGGAAUUUCUCACCUUGGCCAUCAGCAAGCCUCAGUUCAGUGGGUUGCAAAUUCUGUGGAGCAACGGCUCAGGGAAAAUCCUAAUUAUAAGCCAAAGGAGAUAUUGGAGGAGAUUCAUCGGGUUCAUGGUAUUACCUUAUCAUACAAGCAAGCCUGGCGAGGCAAGGAGCGGAUUAUGGCUGCCAUGCGUGGGUCUUUUGAAGAAGGGUAUCGCUUGCUUCCUCAAUACUGUGAACAGGUUAAACGAACAAAUCCGGGGAGUAUUGCUUCUGUUUAUGGAAAUCCAGCUGAUAACUGCUUUCAGCGUCUCUUUAUAUCAUUCCAGGCAUCAAUUUAUGGUUUUCUGAAUGCCUGUCGACCCCUCCUUGGACUUGAUCGGACAUUUUUGAAAAGCAAAUACUUGGGUACUUUGCUUCUUGCUACUGGUUUUGAUGGAGAUGGCGCUCUGUUUCCUUUGGCAUUUGGUGUUGUUGAUGAGGAGAAUGAUGAUAAUUGGAUGUGGUUUCUGUCUGAACUUCAUAAUCUGCUUGAAAUUAAUACAGAAAACAUGCCAAGGCUUACUAUUUUGUCAGACAGGCAGAAGGGCAUUGUAGAUGGAGUGGAAGCAAACUUUCCAACUGCUUUUCAUGGGUUUUGCAUGCGUCACUUGAGUGAAAGCUUUCGCAAGGAGUUCAAUAACACAAUGCUUGUCAACCUUUUGUGGGAAGCUGCUCAUGCUUUGACUGUGAUUGAAUUUGAAGCAAAAAUUUUGGAGAUUGAGGAGAUAUCUCAGGAUGCUGCUUACUGGAUUCGGCGAAUUCCCCCUCGUUUGUGGGCCACAGCUUAUUUUGAAGGGACACGGUUUGGUCAUUUGACAGCUAACAUAGUUGAAUCAUUAAAUACUUGGAUUUUAGAAGCCUCUGGGCUUCCUAUCAUUCAGAUGAUGGAGUGCAUUAGGAGGCAGCUCAUGACUUGGUUCAAUGAACGCCGGGAGACCAGCAUGCAGUGGACAUCAAUUCUUGUGCCUUCUGCUGAGAGACGUGUUGCAGAAGCCCUAGAACGUGCACGCACUUAUCAGGUGCUUCGUGCUAAUGAAGCUGAGUUUGAAGUUAUAUCUCAUGAAGGGACAAACAUUGUGGACAUUCGAAACCGCUGCUGCCUUUGUCGGGGAUGGCAGCUGUAUGGUUUACCCUGUGCUCAUGCUGUGGCUGCUCUCCUCUCUUGUAGACAGAAUGUCCAUCGGUUUACUGAGAGUUGUUUCACUGUGGCAACCUAUAGAAAGACAUAUUCGCAGACUAUUCAUCCAAUUCCAGAUAAAAGUCUAUGGAAAGAGUUGUCAGAGGGAGAUCCAAAUGCACACAGAGCAGUUGAGGUUAUUAUCAACCCACCAAAAUCACUUAGGCCUCCUGGUCGACCACGGAAGAAGCGAGUUCGGGCAGAAGAUAGGGGACGUGUUAAGCGAGUAGUGCAUUGUAGUCGUUGCAAUCAGACAGGCCAUUUUAGAACAACAUGUGCAGCACCAAUCUAGUUUACUGUUGAACGUGUGUUCACUACUGUGAAAAAGGAUUCUUCUUUUAUUAUUGUUCAUGUAGUUCUUGGUAGUUAUUAGGAUUCAAGUAAAUGCUUAACUUAAUUUUAUGUGACUUGACAGUAUUGUGGAUUUAGCUCAUUAUCAGUCAUCUUAUGAGUGUUCGCUUCAAUAAUGCAUUCAUGGUAGUAGUAUUCAAUGGGCUAGAUUUUAAUUUUUGAUAUUAUGUAAAUCUUUAGUAUUCUUGGCUGCUAGAGAUGUAAAUUGUUAGCUUAUUCUCA
Molecule: messenger RNA, 2997 nt
Organism: Pistacia vera
Lineage: Eukaryota; Viridiplantae; Streptophyta; Magnoliopsida; Sapindales; Anacardiaceae
Exons: 2
Coding region: 464-2716 (750 amino acids)
Molecular function (GO): zinc ion binding
Source: RefSeq, a predicted model, not a curated record